Messenger RNA from Elgaria multicarinata webbii, 3585 nucleotides. It is a transcript of the gene TMTC3, whose product is annotated as transmembrane O-mannosyltransferase targeting cadherins 3. The transcript is spliced from 15 exons. Gene Ontology annotation, molecular function: protein binding; mannosyltransferase activity. NCBI's taxonomy places the organism in Eukaryota, Metazoa, Chordata, Lepidosauria, Squamata, Anguidae. Gene Ontology annotation, cellular component: endoplasmic reticulum. Bases 296 to 3043 code for a protein of 915 amino acids. Gene Ontology annotation, biological process: protein O-linked glycosylation via mannose. The record is from RefSeq and is a predicted model, not a curated record.
GCAUCGAGAGGUAGGGCUGAAGGUGCAACGGGAUGAGGCAUGGCGGCCACUCUAGGCGGCCCCAGGUAGAGGAUCACGCGGCGUAAGAAACGCGAGCAGAGGCUGGGAUCUGGGUCCUGCGGGAAGCCGGGCGGCUCAUGCCUGUGAUUUUCCCAAGGAGAUCCAUAACUACCCAGAGCUGAUCAGAAUUACUGACAUCAAUAUAGAUAAAAACAUGUUUUAAAAGAUGACUCAUCCUGAAGGGAAUGUAUAAAUUAAAGACUGUGUUUGUGUGUUCCUGAGACCUCCAGAGAAGAUGGCUUAUGUCAGCCUCAAGGAAAUUGCACUGAUAGUUGGAGUGGUGGCAGUGUGCUAUUGGAACAGUCUGUUUUGUGGCUUUGUUUUUGAUGAUGUCUCAGCCAUUUUGGACAAUAAAGACUUGCAUCCUUCUUCUCCCUUAAAAAAUCUUUUUCUGAAUGACUUCUGGGGGACUCCUAUGUCUGAGGAGAGAAGUCAUAAGUCAUAUCGUCCACUCACUGUCCUCACAUUCCGCCUGAACUACCUGUUCAGUGAGUUAAAUGCUGUUUCUUAUCACUUCCUGAACGUCCUUUUCCAUGCACUUGUUUGUAUAGUCUUCCUCAAGGUCUGUAAGCUUUUCUUGGACAACAGGAGCAGUUUGGUUGCAUCCUUACUAUUUGCAGUACAUCCAAUACACACUGAAGCGGUAACUGGUGUCGUGGGCAGAGCAGAACUUCUCUCCUCGAUAUUUUUUCUAGCUGCUUUUUUGUCAUACACCAGAUCCAGAGGUCCAGAAAACACGAUAGUGUGGACUCCUAUUGCAGUGACUGUGUUUCUGGUGGCGGUUGCUACGUUAUGUAAGGAACAAGGAAUAACAGUGGUGGGAAUUUGUUGUGUCUAUGAAGUAUUUAUAGCUCAAGGGUAUACCUUGCCCGUUCUUUGGGAUACGGUGUUCCAGAUUCUCCGAGGCAAAGGCAAUAUCCCUUAUUGUAUGCUCCAAAUGCUGCUGAAACUAAUAGUUCUCAUGUUCAGUACCCUACUCCUUGUUGUGAUCAGAGUCCAGGUGAUUCAGUCACAGUUGCCAGUGUUUACAAGGUUUGAUAACCCAGCUGCUGUGAGCCCUUCCCCUGCAAGGCAGCUGACUUUCAACUACCUCCUUCCUGUAAAUGCUUGGCUGCUCCUAAAUCCCUCAGAACUGUGUUGCGAUUGGACAAUGGGCACCAUACCAUUGGUGGAGUCUCUUCUAGAUGUGAGAAACUUUGCCACAAUCACCUUCUUCUGUUUUUUGGGAACACUGCUUGUCUUUAGUCUCCGGUUUCCUGGGGAUUCUUCCAAGACUGUAUUAAUGGCACUUUGUUUAAUAGUGUUGCCAUUCAUCCCAGCAUCAAACCUUUUUUUUCCUGUUGGCUUCGUAGUAGCAGAACGAGUGUUAUAUGUUCCCAGCAUGGGAUUCUGCAUGCUAGUAGCCCAUGGGUGGAAAAAGAUCGCAAGCAACAGUGUGCUGAGAAAACUCUCCUGGGUUUGUCUGUCAUUGGUGCUUUUUAUUCAUGCCUUAAAAACACUGCACAGGAACUGGGAUUGGGAAUCGGAAUAUACGUUGUUUAUGUCUGCUUUAAAGGUUAAUAAGAACAACGCCAAACUUUGGAAUAAUGUGGGUCAUGCUCUAGAAAAUGAAAAGAACUUUGAAAGUGCUUUGAGAUUCUUCAUACAAGCCACCCAAGUGCAGCCAGAUGAUAUUGGUGCCCACAUGAAUGUAGGAAGAACUUACAAAAAUUUAAACCGGACCAAAGAAGCUGAAGAUUCUUAUUUGGUUGCUAAAUCAUUGAUGCCACAGAUUAUUCCAGGUAAAAAAUAUGCUGCACGAGUUGCUCCCAACCAUCUGAAUGUUUAUAUAAACCUUGCAAAUUUGAUUCGGGCAAACGAGUCUCGCCUUGAAGAAGCAGACCAGUUGUAUCGCCAAGCCAUUAGCAUGAGGCCAGAUUUCAAACAAGCGUACAUCAGCAGGGGCGAAUUGCUUCUAAAAAUGAACAAACCUCUUCAAGCAAAGGAAGCUUACCUUCGAGCCCUGGAGCUGGAUAGGAGCAACGCAGACCUGUGGUAUAACCUGGCAAUUGUUUACAUUGAGCUGAAAGAGCCAACGGAAGCUCUGAAGAACUUCAACAGGGCUUUAGAACUGAAUCCUAAUCAUAAAUUAGCACUAUUCAACUCUGCACUGCUGAUGCAAGAAUCUGGUGAUGCUCGACUUAGGCCUGAAGCUAAGAAAAGGCUUCUAACUUACAUAAAAGAAGAAUCUCAGGAUGCAAAUGGCUAUUUUAACUUGGGCAUGCUUGCCAUGGACGACAAGAAAGAUGCUGAAGCAGAGACCUGGAUGAAAAAAGCCAUAAAGCUCCAACCGGGCUUCCGCAGUGCUUUGUUCAAUUUGGCAUUGCUUUAUUCUCAGACUGCAAAGGAGUUGAAGGCUUUACCAGUUCUGGAAGAGCUCCUGAGAUACUAUCCCGAUCAUACCAAAGGUUUGAUUCUGAAGGGAGACAUUUUGAUGAACCAAAAGAAAGAUAUACGGGGAGCUAAAGAGUGUUUUGAGAAAAUUCUGAAAAUGGACCCAAACAACGUACAAGGAAAACAUAACCUGUGUGUCGUGUAUUUUGAGGAGCGAGACCUAUUAAAAGCAGAGAAAUGUUUAGUGGAGACACUGGCCUUGGCGCCACAUGAGGAAUACAUCCAGCGCCAUUUAAGCAUAGUCCGAGGUAAAAUUGCUUCACUCGGUACAGGGGAAGCAGCUGUGCUCCCCAAUGAGAAGACUGUUGCUGUAGAGGGAAAAAAAACUCCAUUCGAAAACUUGAAAGGGGCAAAAACUGAUCCGAAAAGUACUCGGACCGCAGAUAGUAACAGCAGCAAAGGACAGACCAAGACCAAGAAACAUGAGAAAAAUACCACAGACAAAGAGACAAAAAAGAAAUCUACAAAAGAAAUAAAAGACAUUGAGAAAAAAAGGGUCGCUGCUCUGAAAAGACUAGAAGAAAUUGAACGUAUAUUAAAUGGGGAUUAAUUUUUGGGGACGCUUCCAACGCAGAAGGUUGAUGCUAUUUCCAAGGUUAUUUGUGUGUUCAGUCAAGAAAUGACCACUGGGUGAUUUUUGAAUUUGAAAAGAAAAUUGAAAGCAUAUCAUGUAAAAAAGCAAAAAGGAUAAGGUUUUCUACUACACAAAGAAGUAAUCUGUUAGGAAAAUCAUGGGUUUUAUUCGAAUACGUUUGUUUAAGGGAUUGAGCAUAACUGACACACAUUUUCCAGCAAUGGAAGUUGUAAUUGUAAUGCUAAUGUUUAGAACUACAGCCUAUUUGCCAGGAAGCAAGUCCCAAUGGACCGUAGGGGCUUGCUUCAGAGUGAACCUGUUAUGGACAAGGCUGCAAAUAACUAGCAACCAGACACUUUCAGUUCUUUGCAUUCUCAAAGAAUUGCAAAAUGCUAGAAAGCAAAUAUUUAAAGAGUACCUCAGGUAUGAUGGUUUCUAAGCUGACUUUAAGAGGAAUUCACUGGUUUGAGUGCUUAAGGAAUGCAAAUUUAGUUUGGAUAACUGACUUUAUUUCAGUU